UAUAGCCCAGUGGUUUCUAGCGUUCAAUUGCAGUCUUUUAACAGACCUGGUGAAUACAGGAUGUUGUUUGGAAGUGUACUCCUUAUAAGUGUGAGCCUAAGCGCUGCGGCUCCACAGGGCCCCGUCAAUAAUUUCUUCAAGGGUGUUGGAAAUCUGUUAGGAUUUAAUGAGAGGGCAGGGGAGGUGGAUAAUUACAAGAAUGCACCGUAUUCAGUUACUGCUAAAUUUCAAGGGUACGAGGAGAGACUGUAUCCUGGACAGAACUGGGUUUGCUCCAAGGGAGAUGGAGAAGAUAGCAUGUUCAUGAAUAUGUUCAGAUAUAUUUCAGGAGAUAAUGAUAGAGAACAGAAAAUAGAGAUGACUGUCCCAGUUAUGACAAAAUUUCAGCCCAAGAGUUCUCCACCUACCCCUACUGAUCCUAGAGUGAGAAUUGUAUCAAUACCUACUUCAUCAUACCUUGUCAAAACUAUCGAUGCAGGAUUCCCAGAUUGGACUGAAGAGAGCAAAAAGUUCAGGGCUGAGUUAACUGGACAGGAUGGAGUUGAUUUGUCCACCUACUACACAAUGGGAUACGACUCGCCAUUUAAACUUUUCAACAGGAGAAACGAAGUUAUGUUCCGAAAAUUGUAA
Eurytemora carolleeae is the source of this 630-nucleotide messenger RNA. RefSeq names its product heme-binding protein 2. The transcript is spliced from 8 exons. The record is from RefSeq and is a predicted model, not a curated record. The coding region runs from base 61 to 630 and encodes 189 amino acids. NCBI's taxonomy places the organism in Eukaryota, Metazoa, Arthropoda, Copepoda, Calanoida, Temoridae.